Spinacia oleracea (spinach) is the source of this 1907-nucleotide messenger RNA. The record is from RefSeq and is a predicted model, not a curated record. Lineage: Eukaryota; Viridiplantae; Streptophyta; Magnoliopsida; Caryophyllales; Amaranthaceae.
CAUUUAUUUUGUUGUCACAUAAAAAUUGUAGGUACCAUCCCUCAAUAGAAAGAUCUAGUGGCUAAAAUAAAGGAUUCAAAAGCAUGGAACAAGACCAUCGAACAUCUUCAGCCUCACCUCAACGAUAAGGAAAUCCUCCCAACAUUAUUAUUAUCAAACACUUCACCAAACAAACACACAUUUCACUGCUCACUUUUCUGUAAUCACACUCCUACAAUGGCGUCAACUGCAGCUACACCCUCUUCAUUCUCUCUCCUCCAAUCUUCCUCCUCAGCCUCCACCUCCUCCACUCGCUCUCCCUCCUUCGUCCGCCUGGCCUCCACCCUUCGCCCUCCUCUCCGCCGUCUCGGAUUCGCCGGUGCCGCCGCAGACGCCAGUUUCAGCCUCCAUGUCCUCUCCAAGAUCAACUCCUACAAAUCUCAAUCUACCAAGCCCAUUAGAGGGGUUGCUUCCAUGGCUAAGAAGAGUGUUGGCGAUCUAACCUCUGCUGAUUUGAAGGGAAAGAAGGUGUUCGUUAGAGCUGACCUUAAUGUCCCUCUUGAUGACAGCCAGAACAUUACUGAUGAUACCCGAAUUCGUGCCGCUAUUCCUACCAUCAAGCAUUUGAUCAACAAUGGUGCUAAAGUUAUUCUUUCUAGUCAUUUGGGGCGGCCUAAAGGUGUUACUCCAAAAUUCAGCUUGGCACCACUUGUACCUAGGCUUUCUGAACUUCUUGGUCUUCAGGUUGUGAAGGCUGAUGAUUGCAUUGGUCCAGAUGUUGAGAAGUUGGUUGCUGAACUCCCAGAAGGUGGCGUUCUUCUCCUUGAGAAUGUUAGGUUCUACAAGGAAGAGGAAAAGAAUGAUCCAGAAUUUGCAAAGAAGCUUGCUUCCUUGGCAGAUCUGUAUGUGAAUGAUGCUUUUGGCACUGCCCACAGAGCUCAUGCAUCAACCGAGGGAGUUACCAAAUUUUUGAAGCCAUCUGUUGCUGGCUUCCUCUUACAGAAGGAAUUGGACUACCUUGUUGGAGCUGUUUCUAACCCAAAGAGACCAUUUGCUGCUAUAGUUGGUGGUUCAAAGGUCUCUUCCAAAAUUGGAGUAAUUGAGUCACUUUUGGAGAAAUGUGAUAUCCUACUCCUUGGAGGAGGAAUGAUCUUUACAUUCUACAAAGCUCAAGGUAUGUCAGUUGGAUCUUCUCUGGUUGAAGAGGAUAAGCUUGACCUUGCAACUUCUCUCCUCGCCAAGGCUAAGGAAAAGGGCGUGUCUCUGUUGUUGCCUACUGAUGUCGUUAUUGCGGACAAGUUUGCUGCUGAUGCAGACAGCAAGAUUGUCCCCGCAUCUGGAAUCCCUGACGGAUGGAUGGGAUUGGACAUUGGACCUGAUUCUAUUAAGACAUUUAGUGAAGCUUUGGACACUACCCAGACCGUCAUCUGGAAUGGUCCCAUGGGAGUUUUUGAAUUCGAAAAGUUUGCUGCUGGUACAGAGGCUAUUGCUAAGAAGCUAGAGGAGAUAAGCAAGAAGGGUGCAACCACAAUUAUCGGUGGUGGUGACUCAGUUGCAGCAGUAGAGAAGGUAGGAGUGGCAGAGGCAAUGAGCCACAUAUCAACUGGUGGUGGAGCUAGUUUGGAGUUGUUAGAAGGCAAACAGCUUCCUGGAGUACUUGCUCUUAAUGAGGCCGACCCAGUUCCGGUUUAAGACCACUCUAUACAAAUUCUUUUUUUCCCCCUCUCUUCACAGGUUCAUCCUCUUAACAUGAGUUUGUAACCGAGAAAACAGAUAGAAAAUGAGCCACUUUGUAGAUGUCUUACCAUUGUUUGCAAUAAACGUGUAUGAUGUUGAUCAUUUGAAGAUGUUACACAAGAUUUUGUGGAACUAUCAACUAUGUAUGGCCAAUUAACCAUAUGGGUAUAUAAGUGAACGUCCUUUUGCCA